UGCAUGCUACUGCAGGGGCAGCUGCAGGCUGGAAUUGGAUCUAAUCAAUUGGUGGGCUGGAUUUUGCCUACUCCUGCUCUAUGGACAUCAAAUCUAGGCUUAUGCUUGGGUAGACAGUGUUUGGUUGCACAGUCUAUCUGGGUACUUAUACUCCAUGUAUCACCACUGUAUGGGAGUUCAGUGUGGGAAUGUGUAGCCUGACCAAUGUUGAGCUUUGAUUCCAUUUAUUACCAUCUCCUAUCUCUCUCAAGGCAUUACACUACGUACAUUCCCUUGACUUCUCUUCCCCUCAGUGGGAGAUAAAGGUGUGCAUUGUAUUACAUUUAUUAAUGGGAAGAUCUGGAAAGGAGAUUAUCUUCAUCUUGAAGACAGAAGCAAGAUAGGUUUGCAGUCAUUCUAACUUCUUGAAGGAAGAUGAAUCCAAGCCACAGACUGGCUCCCAAGAAAGCUCUGUCUCCUGCAGCCAACAGCUCCAUAGAAAAGCAGGCACUACUGAAAGUCCUGGUUGCAGAGAGGAUGUGGCUUCAAACCAUUUGAAUUUAGGACCAAUGAUCUGGUUCUGAAUGGAAACAACUUCACAGUCCCAGGCAUCAGCACAGUGCAUUCAUGUUGUCUUAGGCUGUGUGGCAAGUAUGCUCACGCAUGUUGAGCUGGUUGGAAGGUUUUCAGCACCUGUCAUUCCUUGAUGUGGCGGGUUUCAGGAGAUGAGCAGGGCUGUCACAAGGAAUCUGGGAGAAAAAGCUAUUCCCACGUAAGUGGAGAGCUGCUAUAUUAGAGCUCAAUGGUAACUUUUCUUGCUCUUUUCUCAGCUCCAGAUCUCUGAGCAGCAGGAACACAAAACACCUCGUGAGACUGCAAUCGCCAAAUCCUACCUUGUCUCUGUCUUGCAAUACUGUCACCCAAACAGUUCCUAUCGUUGAGUGUUGGGUCUUCAACUUCAAAAGCAGGCAACAAAGGCUAUGAAUGGGAGCAGUGUCUCUAAGCAGGAUGGAGAAGUUACUAGUUUAGGACACCCAGGUGUGCUGGAAAAAGAACCCAGUCUCCAAAGAGACUCUUUGUUCUCUUCUCCCAGUGUGCCCAACCUACCACAGCUCCUCAGCCAGACAAUAGGCAACAGGAUACAGGAUCCAAAAGUCAUUUACCCUUCUUCCCGGAUAAUGGAAUUGCUUCAUCAAGAUGGAGAAGACUCAUCUUCUAGGGAAGGAACACAAGCCCUGGCUCCUCCCUUGAGCCACACUCCCAUCUUCUGCUUUGGUGACAAAGACCAGUUUGGCAAUGAACACCUACGUGCCAAGAGGGCCAGAGUGGAAAGCAUUAUCCAAGGCAUGAGCCUCUCACCAAACCCUAUAGCACUUGGCACUAGUGUAGAAAGAGACAGAGAACAUAACACAGAGAAAAGGACAGAGAGCUGUAGGGAGAACAAAAGAAAGCAAAAGCUGCCCCAGCAGCAGAGUCCACAUGUGGCACAAUUGGUGGGGAUUAGCGCCAAUGCAGAAGAGCACCACUACCUAAAGGAACAGCUUCAAGUUCUGCAGCAGCAGCUGAGGCAACUCCAAGAGAAAUUCUUCCAGGUUCAUGAGCUCAAUGACUCUGAUCAAACCCGAGAAGGGGCAGAGCAGAUUAUGCACUUACUGACGGAGAAGCAUGGAGACAGUCUGGAGAAAAGCAUUCAGGCUCUCACCAGAGACCAGCACAAAGUUCUUUGCGGGAGCAGUUCAGAGAUGGAAGGCCACAAAGUGCUAGAGGAAGAAAGCAAAAUAGUCAUUAAAGGUGACCUGUCCUCUGAAGAAAGAACCCUUUCUGAGACACUAAAGGGUGAGCUGGCCAGAGUGGUGUCACAGGCAGUGGACUCUGUUUUGAAAAAGAUCUUUUCCAGCUUCCCAGGCCAUCUCUCUCAAAUGUAUGAUAGCCUCCCCAUGGCUACAACAGACAACAGAAGAGAGCAUCUUGCUUCUGUGGAAUGCUCUAGGAAAAAACAAUUUCCUAAAGCUUCCUCCCAGAAUUUGGUGAAUUCACUGGCUGAAGCUCAGACUGAGGCCUUGUCACUUGUCUUAGAGAAGUCUCCAGACUUUCCAGCUUAUCCAGUAAGUUUAAGAGGGGUGAGAAAACCCUGCCAAGUACCUAGCAUGGGUUACCCGUUGCUCAUGUCAUCUCAAGUUCAAGAAAACCAGAUUCUUAACCAGUUGCUAGGGUAUGGUCAAACUGGCCAUUGGAACAGCAGGACUGCCUCUUCUCCAGAUAGGUCUUCCCCAGCAUCUCUAGACCAACCAUGGGGACCAGUCAAACUGAGGUCAUCAGUCAUGAGACAGCAGCAAUAUCCUACAUCACCCAACUCCACUCAAAUGGAAAGUUUGGCUUUUCUUUCAGCUGGCAAAGCAGAAUGCAGGGAUCUGCAGAGUAUCAUGGAUGGGAUGCCCUUCUCCUCAAUCCAUAUCCAAGAGGCUCUGACCCCUGGCCACCUGAAGAAGGCCAAGUUGAUGUUCUUCUUCACUCGAUAUCCCAGCUCCACUCUGCUGAAAACCUACUUUCUUGAUGUCCAGUUCAACCGCUGCAUCACUUCCCAGCUCAUCAAGUGGUUCAGUAACUUUCGUGAGUUUUACUACAUCCAGAUGGAGAAGUUUGCCCGACAAGCCAUCCUGGAGGGAGUCACAGAUUGUAAAGACCUGAUGGUUUCCCGGAACUGUGAGCUAUUCCGUGCUCUCAACAUGCAUUACAACAAAGGGAACGACUUUGAGGUCCCUGAUCACUUCCUGGAGGUUGCCAGCUUGACCCUCCAGGAGUUCUUCAGUGCUGUCAGGGCAGGAAAAGACUCUGACCCUUCCUGGAAGAAGCCCAUUUACAAAAUAAUUUCAAAACUGGAUAGCGACAUCCCAGAAGCAUUUAAAUCUUCCAGCUGUCCCCAGGAACUGCUUCAGAGCUAAAUCUCUGGGGGAGGAUGUCUGAGACAAUGGUAUAUUGCAACUAGGUAAAGGGGAGGCUGGCUUGAUCUAAGCAGUUGUUGCACCUACCCUAUAUUUUAUGUAUAGCACCCUUUAGAACUGUUUUUAACCUGCUCCGUAACACAGCCUUUUUUGUGAAUUGUAUUCAGUCCCCUAAAGAACCAGUAUUUUAUAUCGCUUGUAGCUCAAAGGAAGUAAUCUUGUAGAGGGAAGACAGUGAUUAAGACAGUAGGCUAAGAGCUGUGUUAUAUUCCUAGCUCUGUCCGAUGUCCUCUGUGCCCUUAAAUAAGUGAUCUCUCUGCUUUGUUUUUGUUUCCUGCAAAUGUCAUUCCUGUUUAUAAAUUACACAGAGAUUCUUGAAUGGAAGUGUCCAAUUAUGACCAAAAGACUACUGAUGGAGCAGACCACAGUCCUAAGGAGACUGUGGCUGUGUAUAAGGCAUCUGGCUACAGCUCCAGAGACAUGAAUUUGAGUCCUGCUCCAGACUUGUGCUGAAGGUUGCCCAGUCAACCCAGCUCUACGUAGCUUUCUGGCCAUUCAGGUUGGGAGUCAACAGUGGCCAGACAUGACACCAGUAACAUCACUCCCCUGUGUCCUGCAGGAUAUAAACUGGAGUGCUUUAACCAUGCUAGCUAGAUGGGUCAUUCAACUCAGGCAAACUUCUCACUUGACUUGGAAGACUCAGCUCAAGGGCAUUUUUUCCCAAACUUAUUAUAACUUCUGAAUGUGACUGCUGGCCAUUUCCUGAAUUUCAGACACCUCAGAUCUAGAAUCAAUGAUCAAUGGGACAAUUAACAUGUCCUGCAUGAAAGGUAAAAGACUGACUUCUUCACUGGUGUUUACAGUUGAACACAUGGAGUGGACAGAUGAUAUGAGAAAAUGCAGAUCCCUUUCAUAAUUCCCUGUCUCCUCCUAUAAGAGCAACAUCAAGCCUUUCCCCACCGGACCUUGUCAGUGUAUUUCUUAGUGUGCACUUCAUAAAUAAAGUCCACCAGAACAUUUUGUUACCCAAUGGCUUUCUCCUUUGCUGCCUCAGGAGACUGGGGUGCCUUUCCACAUUACUAGGUUAGUUUAUUCAUCCCUCUUUUUUACUGAAGCCUCAGGUAGCCUAGCUACAUUUCUACUAGCUGGAAGGGGUAGUGAGCAGUCUCUGUCCUCAUGAUUAACUUUAUGGCUCAUUUGCCAAAUUGUUUGAGUAGCAAUUCAAGACAGCAUGCCUUCUCCUUAGGCUCAAGAACAUCCACAGUGUAAAGCAUUCAAAUGCCACCAUAACUGGAACCAAAAGACAAAGCCACUCCUGUCAUAGGACCCUCAAGACCUGCUUCAGUAAGGAACUGAGGCACUUCAGGGAGAAUAAUCUUUUUCAUAGGUGACUGACUCUGUGGCUGCAGGGAGACCAGUGGAUAUGGUAUACCUUGAUUUUAGGAAGAUUUUUAAUACGGUCUCCCACAAC
Messenger RNA from Gavialis gangeticus (Gharial), 4392 nucleotides. RefSeq names its product prospero homeobox 2 (gene PROX2). The transcript is spliced from 4 exons. The record is from RefSeq and is a predicted model, not a curated record. Gene Ontology annotation, molecular function: RNA polymerase II cis-regulatory region sequence-specific DNA binding; DNA-binding transcription factor activity, RNA polymerase II-specific. Gene Ontology annotation, cellular component: nucleus. The coding region runs from base 960 to 2921 and encodes 653 amino acids. Gene Ontology annotation, biological process: regulation of transcription by RNA polymerase II. NCBI's taxonomy places the organism in Eukaryota, Metazoa, Chordata, Crocodylia, Gavialidae.